AUCUGUACUCCCCGGGUAUCUCGAUGAAUGGCUGACCUCCAAGGAGCCACCGCCAUCAGUCGUCGCCUCCGCCCGCUUCCGCCGCAGCUCACUCCUUACGAUGUCCGACCCUAGCGGCGACUCCUCGCGCCCGAUCAUGGACCUCGACCUCGACGGCUCCCCGUGGCCGCCCUUCGAUCAGAGCUCCUUCGCUGCGAUCCCCCUGUCCCCCUUUCUGAUCUCCUCCUCCCCUUCUCUUCCCCCUCCGUUUCCGACGCCGCUCUCGCUAUCUAUCGGGCAGUCUUCUUCGCCUCUGUGGAUCGUGGAGGAAAGAGCUGCCGAAGUGUCGAGCGCUCUCGCCGGGGAUUCGGCAUUUUUCAACGAUACAAUACCUGCAAAGGCCAAUGGAGCCAAGGGCAACGAAAGGCAGCUUCAACUUCCAGCAAAAGAGGAGCAUGUGGAGGCAUCGUGUGUGAUCAAAGAGAGGAUGACACAGGCACUACGGUGCUUUAAGGAGUCCACAGAUCAGCAUGUGCUAGUUCAGGUGUGGGCACCUGUAAAGAAUGGCGACCGAUGUGUUCUUACCACUUCAGGGCAGCCCUUCGUUCUUGAUCCUCAGACUACAAAGCUCCUUCAGUACAGGACAGUAUCUCUGAUGUACAUAUUUUCUGUAGAUGAGGGAGAGGAUGAUUCAUAUCUUGGUCUGCCUGGUCGCGUCUUUACCAAAAGAAUGCCAGAAUGGACACCAAAUGUGCAGUACUAUAGUAGCAAGGAGUAUCAGCGUCUUAACUAUGCCCUUCUUUAUAACAUUCAGGGGACCUUGGCAUUGCCAGUUUUUGAACCAGAUGGUCAGUCCUGCAUUGCUGUGGUUGAGCUCGUCAUGACAUCACAAAAGAUCAACUAUGCCUAUGAUGUUGAUAAAGUUUGCAAAGCGCUUGAGACUGUAAAUUUGAAAAGCUCUGAAAUCAUGGAUGUUGCAAAUGCUGUGAUUUCUAAUGACGGACGCCAAGCAGCUCUUGCUGAAAUUCUUGAAAUUCUAACUGUUGUCUGUGAAGCACAAAAGUUGCCUCUUGCUCAGGCUUGGGUUCCUUGUAGACAUAGGACUAUUCUGGCUCAGGGUGGUGGGGUUAAGAAGACUUGUUCAAGCUUUGAUGGAAGUUGCAUGGGACAAGUCUGCAUGUCAACUACAGAUGUUGCUUUUUAUAUUGUUGAUUCUCACCAAUGGGGCUUUAGAGAAGCCUGUGUAGAACAUCAUCUACAGAAGGGACAAGGGGUGGCUGGCAGGGCAUUUGCACUGCGCAGGCCAUGCUUCUCUGGAGAUAUUACCAAGUAUUGUAAAAGUGAGUAUCCUCUUGUACACUAUGCUAGAAUGUUUGGGUUAGCUGGAUGUCUCGCCAUAUGCUUACGAAGCAUCUACUCGGGAGAUGAUGAUUACAUAUUGGAAUUCUUUCUCCCAGCUGAAUGUAAAAGCUCUGCUGAGCAACAAAAUAUGUUGAAGUCCAUUUCAGCUUUGUUAAAACAGUGUUUCCAGAAUUUGAAAAUCAUAACUGAUAUGGAGUUUCGAGAAGCAAUAUCUCUUGAACUUGGCGAUCUUGUUACAGAUGACAACUAUGAGCUGCAACACGGAUGCCUAUCCAGUCAACACCACGAUACUGGUCUUUAUGUUUUGUCUGAAAAUAAUAUCUGGGAGGCUGGAGAAAAUGACAAAUUGUCAAAUGACAAUAACGAAUCUCCAGAUUUGCACGAACCAUCUGCGACUACAGAUCCUAAUGUCAAGACUGAUGGCGACAUUAUUUCAGAUUCAACAUUGUCGGCCAAGAAAGCUAUCAAAACACCUGGGAAGCGAAGAGGUAAGGCAGAAAAGAUGAUCAGUUUAGAGGUUUUGCAACAAUACUUCUCAGGAAGUCUCAAAGAUGCUGCACGGAGCCUUGGCGUUUGCCCAACUACUAUGAAGCGCAUUUGUAGGCAUCAUGGAAUUUCCAGAUGGCCAUCUAGGAAAAUCAAUAAGGUCAAUCGUUCUCUUUCAAAGCUUAAGCAUGUCAUUGAGUCAGUUCAAGGGGCAGGGGCAUUGGAUUUGACUUCUCUAGCAGGCCCACUACCUGCGACUAUUGAUUCUAUUCCAUGGCCUGUUAAUACAGAAAGCUUGAAGGACAUAAACGAAGGUAUGAAGGGAAGAGAGUUUUCACCAGAGAAGCCUUAUGAUAGAGAUGAUUUGCAGAAAAAAUUUGUUCCUCUUCAGAUAAAUGUUGAUGAUGCAGGUCCACAUCAAAGACCUGCCAAGGAUUAUCGCUGUUUAAAAUCAGGAAGCUCUUCGGAUGACAGCAUUGAUGCCCCUACUUCUCAAGGUUCAUGCCAGGGCAGUCCAGCCAAUGAGAUCUUUACAAGUAAUCAACCAGAUCUUGAUGCAAAUCAAGCAUUGGAUGUUGACCCUUCCUCAAAAUUCAUAUUAGAAAACACUUGCAAUCAGAAUUUGUUUAACCAGAAUUCUCUUCCUAGUCCUAUUAUUGUAGAACCUCAAGAACCAGUUGAAAUGCUAAUCAAAGAUUCAGGGAGCUCAAAAGAUUUGAAAAAUCUUUGCUCUUUUAGAGGAGAAGCUUCUCAGGAUGGAUGUGCUAUGGUUCUGAAUGAUACUGCAUCAAAAAACUUGGCACUGCAAGAAAAUAACACGCUCAUCAUCAAGGCAAGUUACAAAGACGACAUAAUCAGAUUCCGUUUGCCGAUUGAUGCUGGUGUUGUUGCUCUAAAAGAUGAAAUUUCUAAGAGGUUCAAACUGGAAGUGGGUAUAUUUGAUAUAAAGUAUCUUGAUGAUGAUCAUGAGUGGGUCAUGUUGGCUUGUGACUCUGAUUUGGAGGAGUGCAUGGAUAUCUCUAGGUCAUCUGGAGCUUCUAUAAUCAGAUUAUCUGUUCAUGAUGUGAUUACAAACCUCGGAAGCUCCUGUGAAAGUUCGGAGUUUGACCAUCACAUUGUUGCCACAAGGCAUUUCAAUACAGGUUAAGUGUAUGUUGAAGGUUUGCUAGUUUGUUGUGAAAAUCAUCUCAAUGUUGCUGUUUUUUAGAAUCUUAGGUAAGUGAAUUAGACGUUGACAAGAGUUACCUUAGUGGCUCCUAGUUUAUUAGGCAUAAGUACACAGUAGAAAGUGGAAAAUUAUGGAUUGAAGUAAGAAGACUUGUCGUGACUAGAGUGAGGCUUGUCAGGCAGCUUGAGCUUUCAUCAUAUGAACUCACAUAUCUUUAUCCUUUC
Zingiber officinale is the source of this 3219-nucleotide messenger RNA. RefSeq names its product protein NLP3-like. Bases 101 to 2974 code for a protein of 957 amino acids. The record is from RefSeq and is a predicted model, not a curated record. NCBI's taxonomy places the organism in Eukaryota, Viridiplantae, Streptophyta, Magnoliopsida, Zingiberales, Zingiberaceae. The transcript is spliced from 5 exons. Gene Ontology annotation, molecular function: DNA-binding transcription factor activity; protein binding.